UGCUUCAACUACUCUCUCUCUCUCUCUCUCUCACUCUCUCUCCCUCUAAAGACCAAAGAGAAAGUCUUUGCUCGUUUUCCUCUGCAACUUCGAUCCACCACAUACUUUUCCUAUCUUCCCCCAAAACACACCACAGAGAUCCCUCCUUCCGUCGUGGCUCUCCGUGAGAGAGGAAGAGGAGGCAAAUGAGGGAAUGUUCUCCUGGUUGGUAAGGAUGGCUCUGUUUUGUUUGCGACCGAUGCGUCGGUACGGUCGUAUGAACAGAGACGAUGAUGAAGACGACGUUGGUGAUGAUCAUGAAGGCGACUCACUGCUUUGGUCUAGAGAAGUAGAGAGACAUUCUUUCGGUGAUUUCUCCAUGGCCGUCGUGCAAGCUAACGAGGUCGUUGAAGAUCAUAGCCAAGUCGAGACGGGGAAAGGAGCUGUCUUUGUGGGAGUUUAUGAUGGUCAUGGUGGUCCUGAAGCUUCUAGAUACAUCUCUGACCAUCUCUUUGCUCAUCUCAUGAGAGCAUCGAAAGAACGUGGCGCCAUUUCAGAGGAGAGUCUGAGGGCUGCGUUUUCCGCAACCGAGGAAGCGUUUCUCACGCUCGUGAGAAGGACUUGCUCGUUAAAACCCUUGAUCGCAGCCGUAGGAUCUUGCUGUCUGGUCGGAGUUAUCUGGAAAGGGACCUUGCUCAUAGCCAACGUUGGUGAUUCACGUGCUGUCCUUGGCUCCUCCAUGAGUAGUAGUAGUAGUAAUAGGUCGAACAAGAUCGUAGCCGAGCAGCUGACUAGUGACCACAACGCUGCGUUGGAAGAAGUCAGACAAGAGCUCAAGUCAUUGCAUCCCGAUGAUUCGCACAUCGUAGUCCUCAAACACGGUGUGUGGCGCAUCAAAGGCAUCAUCCAGGUAUCUAGAUCCAUAGGGGACGCGUACUUGAAACGUCCAGAGUUCUCACUCGAUCCUUCGUUUCCGAAGUUCCACCUCACCGAACGGCUACAAAGACCGGUGCUAUCAGCGGAGCCAUGCGUCUACACGAGAGUCUUGCAGACAAGCGAUAAGUUCGUGAUAUUCGCUUCGGAUGGACUGUGGGAACAGAUGAGCAACCAGCAAGCUGUGGAGAUAGUCAGUAAGCACCCGCGUCCUGGGAUAGCGAGGAGGCUGGUGAGGAGAGCGAUGAGCAUAGCAGCGAAGAAGAGAGAGAUGAGGUACGAUGAUUUGAAGAAAGUGGAGAGGGGAGUGAGGAGAUUCUUUCAUGAUGAUAUAACGGUGGUUGUGAUGUUCAUAGACAGUGAGCUUCUUAUGGUGGAGAAGGCUACUGUUCCUGAGCUCUCCGUUAAAGGUUUCUCACAUACCGUUGGACCUUCUAAGUUUAGUAUCUUCUUCUCUUAAAAAUAAACUUUAAGUGUUUUUUUUCUUCAUCACAUUUACUAUUUUACUCCCACAGAUAUUUAUUAUUAUAUGCUGAAAUUGUAACUU
Messenger RNA from Raphanus sativus (radish), 1459 nucleotides. RefSeq names its product probable protein phosphatase 2C 68. Gene Ontology annotation, biological process: protein dephosphorylation. The transcript is spliced from 3 exons. The coding region runs from base 194 to 1372 and encodes 392 amino acids. The record is from RefSeq and is a predicted model, not a curated record. Lineage: Eukaryota; Viridiplantae; Streptophyta; Magnoliopsida; Brassicales; Brassicaceae. Gene Ontology annotation, molecular function: protein serine/threonine phosphatase activity; cation binding.